CGGGAACAUAAGCAAACUUUCGCUUCCUGUUCGCCGGUCCUUUUAGUUAUCAAAAUAUUGAAAUUUUUGUAUCGUCGUGCACGGUUGCAUCUAUUUUUUCCUCCUGUUGAGUGUCCUCAAAAUGACAUAUAAGUACCCAUGCAGUCUCCCGAUUACCUUGCUCGUGAUAGUCUCUGUUAUUUUGUCUGCAGAUGGCGAGUUCCGGACUUUGGAUCAUUUGAAACCACAAGCCAGCGACAAAACUCAGACAAGAGCUGUUGCCGAUCUUCUGAAGCGGCAGCUCGGGAAUAGAGCUCGAGAGUUCAUUGUGUCAGUCAACAGAACAUUGGCCAAUGGCAGCCUUGAUGUAUGCGAGAUACGGUCUACAAAAAACAACAAGAUCGUAGCAACUGGGAGCACGGGGGUAGCUGUUGCUACCGGCAUAUACAACUAUCUGAAGUACUUCUGCAACUGUCAUGUGUCUUGGUCAGGCAAUCAGCUUAGCCUUCCACGCCCUCUACCCUCGGUGACCGGGGUUCUGAGAAUCAGCACCCAACACAGGUUCAGGUAUUACCAGAAUGUGUGCACUCAGAGCUACUCCACAGUAUGGUGGGACUGGCCACGAUGGCAGCAGGAGAUUGACUGGAUGGCACUCAACGGCAUUAACCUGCCCCUGGCAUUUAAUGGCCAAGAGGCCCUGUGGCAAGAGGUGUACCUCUCGCUUGGCCUGAACCAGACGGACAUUGACCGGUUUUUCACAGGCCCUGCCUUCCUGGCCUGGAACCGCAUGGGUAACCUAUUCCAGUGGGGAGGCCCGCUGCCUCAGUCCUGGCAUGUCAAGCAGCUCUACCUACAAUACAAAAUUCUGGAUGGAAUGAGAGCAUUGGGAAUGAUGCCGGUCUUGCCUGCCUUUUCAGGGAAUGUGCCUGAAGCCAUAACCAGGUUGUUUCCUAAUGCAAACGUGACCAAGCUGAAUCCAUGGAGCCACUUUAACUGCAGCUAUUCCUGUGCACACAUCCUGGACCCUCGUGACCCCCUGUUCCAGCGCAUUGGUACUCUCUUCCUGUCCCAGCUAGUCAAGCAGUUUGGGACAGACCACAUCUAUAACACCGACACCUUUAAUGAGAUGACGCCCGCCUCCUCAGAUCCCUCGUAUCUGUCUGCAGUGAGCCAUUCUGUGUUCGCCACCAUGACAUCAGUUGACCCUCAGGCGAUUUGGCUGAUGCAGGGUUGGCUUUUUGUUCAUGACGUGGCCUUCUGGAAGCCAGCCCAGAUCCAGGCUCUUCUGCAUGGUGUACCCAUUGGCAGAAUGAUAGUGCUGGACUUGUUUGCUGAGUCCACACCAGCUUUCUCCUCCACCCAGUCGUUCUAUGGACAGCCCUUUAUAUGGUGCAUGCUGCACAACUUUGGGGGCAACAGUGGUCUUUUUGGCACAGUGGAGAGCAUCAACAUGGGUCCGUUUGAGGCUCUGCAGUACCCUAAUUCCACCCUGGUAGGGCUUGGCAUGGCACCGGAGGGCAUUGAGCAGAACCCUGUGGUGUACGAGUUGAUGAGCGAGCUGGCCUGGCGCAAGGAGCCCGUUAAUCUGGGGAAGUGGGUUUCACUGUACGCUGCCCGUCGAUACGGUUGCACCAACGAGAACCUGACCGCAGCUUGGAAGCUGCUUUUUCGCAGUGUCUACAAUUGCACUGUUCCACACUAUAAGAACCACAACCACAGCCCCCUUGUCCACAGGCCCUCAUUGCAAAUGUCCACAGACGUGUGGUAUGACCGUGCAGACUUGUUUGAGGCCUGGAGGCUCCUGUAUGAGGUGGCCCAGCCCCUCAUGAAUGUCGAGACCUUCAGACAUGACCUGGUUGAUGUCACACGGCAGGCCUUGCAGCUGCUGACCACAGAGUUCUACCAGGAGAUCAGGGAUUCCUUUGUGAACCAGAAGAUGCCGGAACUGCUGACAGCUGGUGGGGUGCUGGUGUAUGACCUCCUGCCAGAGCUGGACCGUCUCCUGUCCAGUGAAAGCCAUUUCCUGCUGGGGGUGUGGCUGGAGCGAGCACAUUCACUGGCCUUGACUGAGCAGGAGGUCCAACUGUAUGACCUCAAUGCCAGGAACCAGAUCACACUGUGGGGUCCAGUGGGCAACAUCCUGGAUUAUGCCAGCAAGGAAUGGGGUGGACUGAUGAAGGACUAUUACUCUCAGCGCUGGAGCUUAUUUGUCAAGACUCUGGUGGAGUGUUUGGACAGGGGGCGACCCUUCAAGAAGGAUACCUUCAACCAGGCCGUCUUUCAGGUGGAGCAAGGCUUUGUCUUCAAUCAGAGGAAGUACCCCUCCAAACCCCAAGGUGACACCUAUGACAUUGCCAACAGAAUCUUCCUGAAAUACUAUCCACAGGCCUUGAAAAGGCUACACUGAGCUUUGACUUUGACAAUUCCUUACUGCAGCAAAAAGAAUGUGUUCGCUUCUGUCUUCCUGGUCGGAUAAAUCGGGUCAGGAAAUCAAAUUCAGAUGAUGUAGAGAAAGACCGCACUGUAGAAAUGUUUUUUAUUUUGUUUUGUCGCACAUCGUGAAUAUUUUCAUUGGAUGAAUGUUGUGCUGUUUCAUCUGUUUGUCCCAUUUAUAAGGGUAGUGUCACUGUGAAACCAGAGAAUACGUAAAAUAGUUUACGUUUUUUGUGUUGUCAAGUGACUGUGGUGGGCUAGUAUCAUGUGGAAAGUUUCAGAUGUGUGACAUUUCCCUAGAUAGUAUUUAUCAGCCUUGUUCAUUUAAUUACUUGACACUUAAUAAGAGUGAUGUGCGUAUAUACCACAGCCUCCCUCCAGUUUUCUAUGAUAUUAAGAAGGCAUAUGAUGUUCAAAUGUUGAAAUUAAUAGUAAUUUUCUUUGCAUCGAACAAACAACACUAGUCAGCUGCCUGCCAUGCUGCCUCAGAGUAUAGAUAAAAUAGUGAAUGGCUAAGCAAUAUGUUCUUCUCUAAAAAUUAAUAUCAUGUUAUGAUGCUUUAAUAAUGGAAAAACUGUGAGUCUUCAGUUACUUUUUCAAGACUAACCACUGCAAACAAAAAAGUACAAAGGCACUAAUGCAUAAUUUUCCCUUGGUAUUUCAGUGCAGAAAAUUUGCAAAAAAUAAUGUUAAGUCUUAAAGUAGCCACUUAUUAUUGAUGCAGGUGAAUCAGCAGUCUAGCUUUAAUAAAUAAGAUAGACAAUGGUUCAUCUGCCUAGUGCCCAUCUGUUCAAGUGCUAUUCCAUUUUUAAUUAAUGAGGUGGAGAAAGGCUUUUUGUAGGCUUCUUUUUAUACUUUACAGAUUCUGUGGAAGACAUUAGU
This is a messenger RNA of Megalops cyprinoides (Indo-Pacific tarpon), 3294 nucleotides long. RefSeq names its product alpha-N-acetylglucosaminidase-like. The record is from RefSeq and is a predicted model, not a curated record. The coding region runs from base 122 to 2386 and encodes 754 amino acids. Lineage: Eukaryota; Metazoa; Chordata; Actinopteri; Elopiformes; Megalopidae. The transcript has 6 exons.